UGACCCUCGUCUUUACCUCCCACUUGUAGAAUGACGUUGAGGGAGGGAUAGUACGUUCUUUAAAUAUGGAAAAGACAAGCUGAACAUAGGCAGCAGUCCUGUGCGCUCCAAGAGUGACACAGUACUUAGAACGCAACGUGGGAGACUUGUUCGUACUCGCUGUUAGAGAUCUGCUGCGUUAUGAGAGCCGGAGAAGUUCAUUUUGGUGUAGUUAAUAGUAUCUUUGAAAUAACUCUAAUACCAGAUAGAUAGUUUACACUAAGGUCCAUCAUUGUAGUAGAAUCUCAUUUAUGUUAGAGGACGUAUUUUUAGUAGGCCUAAUUAACGCAUUGCAUUGAUUGGAAGUUAACAAGGAAGAUCUGCUUCAGAUCUUGAAGUGUCACUGAGCAAACAAGUCGGACACUGUUGAGCUUCUGCCUCUCGAGAGGAAGGAGGACGAAUCUGAAACGUCGACAAUAUGAGUGCUGACAAGAGCAAGGUGGAGGAUGAGGCCGUGGUGGACAGGGGAGCCUCCUACGUGAAGCAUGUUUGUGAUGAAGAGGAGGUGGAAGGUCACCACACUGUGUAUGUUGGCAUUCAUGUGCCCAAGAGUUAUCGCCGGCGACGACGUCACAGGAGACGGUCCAAUCACAAGGAAAAGCGUGAGAAGGUGACGGAAGGCGUGAGUGACAAAUCAGAUGCAGAAAACACAGACGAGACCACCCCCAGCAUCCUAAAACCACUCAUUUCGCCAGCCGAGCGCAUCCGCUUUAUGCUGGGGGAGGAGGACAGUGGACCCCCACCGCCACAGCUUUUCACCGAGCUGGACGAGCUGCUCGCUGUGGAUGGACAGGAGAUGGAGUGGAAGGAGACCGCUAGGUGGAUCAAGUUUGAGGAGAAGGUGGAGAAGGGGGGCGAGCGCUGGAGCAAGCCUCAUGUAGCCACACUGUCGCUGCAUAGUCUGUUUGAGCUCAAGACCUGCAUACAGAAAGGCACCAUCCUGCUGGACCUCGAGGCCGGAACCCUGCAGCAGGUGGUUGAGAUGAUAACCGACAGUCAGAUAGAAGGCGGCCUCCUUAAAGCCGAGCUCAAGGAGAAAGUCAUGUACACGCUGCUGAGAAAGCACCGGCACCAGACCAAGAAGUCCAACCUGCGGUCCCUGGCGGACAUCGGCAAAACUGUGUCCAGUGCAAGUAGGCUGUUUUCCAACCCGGAGAACGUACGUAGUCCCAAUGAAAACCCAGUGCCUUGCUUUACCACGUUCGAGACAGAAGAGCAAAUGGAGAUGCAGAGAAGCAACAGUAUGGGGCUGCUCUGUAGCCCAGCCACUGCCCACCGUAACCUCACCUCGAGCAGCCUAAACGACCUGUCAGACAAGCCAGAGAAAGACCAACUGCAGAAUAAGUUCAUGAAGAAGCUUCCACGUGAUGCAGAGGCCUCGAACGUUCUGGUGGGAGAGGUGGACUUUUUGGACGCUCCGUUUGUAGCAUUUGUGCGUCUGCAGAGUGCCGUCAUGCUGGGUGCUCUGACUGAAGUCCCUGUUCCUACCCGCUUCCUGUUUAUUCUCCUUGGACCAAAGGGCAAAGCCAAAUCCUACCAUGAGAUUGGGAGGGCUAUUGCCACUCUUAUGUCUGAUGAGGUCUUCCAUGAUGUGGCCUACAAGGCCAAGGACCGGCAGGAUCUACUGGCCGGCAUAGAGGAGUUUCUGGACGAGGUCAUUGUCCUGCCCCCUGGCGAGUGGGACCCUGAUAUCCGGAUAGAGCCUCCCAAAUCACUGCCCUCUGCCGACAAACGGAAGAACAUCUUGGCUGGAGGAGAGGGGCUCCAGAUGAAUGGGGACACACCUCACGAUGGAGGGGGUGGAGGAGGAGGCCAUCACGUCGGAGAUGAACUCAUCCGGACAGGAAAGUUUUGUGGUGGCCUAGUCUUGGAUGUCAAGAGAAAGCUGCCAUUUUUUGCCAGUGAUUUCUACGAUGCACUCCACAUCCAGGCAUUGUCUGCCAUGUUGUUCAUCUACCUUGGCACAGUGACCAAUGCCAUCACUUUUGGGGGACUGCUGGGAGAUGCUACAGAAAACAUGCAGGGUGUGUUGGAGAGUUUCGUUGGCACGGCGUUGUCGGGCGCCGUCUUCUGCCUGCUGGCUGGCCAGCCUCUCACCAUCCUGAGCAGCACAGGGCCCGUGCUCGUCUUCGAGCGCCUGCUCUUCAACUUCAGCAAAGACCACGGCUUCGACUACCUGGAAUUCCGCCUGUGGAUUGGCCUGUGGUCCGCCUUCCUGACCCUGGUCCUCGUCGCCACGGAUGCCAGCUUCCUGGUCCAGUACUUCACCCGUUUCACGGAGGAAGGCUUCUCGGCGCUCAUCAGCUUCAUCUUCAUCUACGACGCCUUCAAGAAGAUGCUGAAGCUCGCCCACCACCACCCCAUCGACUCAGACUUCGACGUGGACCGGGUCACUCAGUACUACUGCCACUGUGCCCCCCCUGACGGGAACAGUACAGGAUUACAGAAUGAAGUCCUGGAUCCAUGGGUGGUGAACAGCACUGAUCAGCAACAUCUGAAUACCACGUGGGCGUCCCUGACCAAGACCGAGUGCGCGCACUAUGGAGGUCAGCUGGUAGGGCAGGCCUGUGGGUUUGUCCCUGACAUCACCCUCAUGUCUUUUAUCUUGUUCCUGGGCACCUACGCUUGCUCCAUGGGCCUGAAGAAGUUCAAGACCAGCAGGUUCUUCCCCACUAUGGUGCGUAAGCUUAUUAGUGAUUUUGCCAUCAUUCUGGCCAUUCUCAUCUUCUGUGGAGUCGAUGCCCUGGUCGGAGUGGACACACCCAAACUCCUCGUGCCAAGCGAAUUUAAGCCAACGAGCUCUGCUCGGGGCUGGUUCGUGCCCCCCUUCGGAAAGAACCCCUGGUGGGUGUACCUGGCUGCUAGCCUCCCUGCACUGCUCGUCACCAUCCUGGUGUUCAUGGACCAGCAGAUCACAGCGGUCAUCGUCAACAGAAAGGAACACAAACUUAAGAAAGGUGCAGGGUAUCACUUGGACUUGUUCUUGGUGGCUAUUCUCAUGAUAAUUUGCUCCUUCAUGGGGCUACCGUGGUAUGUGGCAGCCACGGUCAUCUCCAUCGCCCAUAUCGACUCACUGAAGAUGGAGACGGAGACCUCUGCCCCUGGAGAGGCUCCCAAAUUCCUGGGUGUCAGGGAACAGCGAGUGACUGGCAUCAUUGUCUUCAUUCUGACUGGGCUCUCUGUGUUCAUGGCCCCAAUCCUAAAGUUUAUCCCGAUGCCUGUGCUCUAUGGAGUUUUCCUCUAUAUGGGAGUUGCAUCACUGAAUGGUGUUCAGUUUAUGGACCGUCUGCAGCUGCUUUUAAUGCCAGCGAAGCAUCAGCCUGAUCUGAUCUACCUGCGCCAUGUUCCCCUGAGACGCAUCCACCUGUUCACCUUCAUUCAAGUGCUCUGCCUGGCCCUGCUGUGGGUGCUCAAGUCCACCGUGGCAGCUAUUAUAUUCCCGGUCAUGAUCUUGGCACUGGUGGUAGUGAGGAAGGCCAUGGACUGGCUCUUCUCCCAGCAUGACCUCAGCUACCUAGACGACGUCAUGCCUGAAAAAGACAAGAAGAAGAAGGAGGAUGAGAAGAAAAAGAAGAAAAAGAAGGGAAGCAUCGACAGCAUGAUGAACGAUUCUGACUGCCAUCUCCAUGACAACAUACCAAGUAUUAAAAUCUCCAUGGAUAUGAUGGAGCAGGAGGCCAUGUUGGGCGACGAGGCCUCAGACAGAAAUAAAUCCUCCUCUCUCCUCUCUCCCUAUUGAUGGGAUGCACUUUUUCCAACCCAAGUCCAAGUUCAGUAAGCUUGGAAACCCCUUCAAGAACUCUGUGCCUCAGAUUAGGAUAGACCUGGAGCCAGAAGAGGAGCGCUAUUUCUGGAAAGCUCCAUCCUCGGAAACGUCUCUCUGAAGCCACAUGCUGUCCUGCCAGACUUAUCUCACACAACUCUACUGAAGGACUCUUUAAAAGCAAUGCUCUAGUCGUUAGUCGUUAGUCAUAUUGAAUGAGUUAGUGGAAUGCUGUAUGGCAGUGGUGAGAGAAUGAAGAUGUAAUCAUUUUGAAGCUUAAAAUCUGAAAGCCGUACCUCUCCUUGACACUAUGCAGAACAAAUGGGAAGGUAUCGGGGUGUGUAGCUCUUGAAAAUCACUGUAGCGAAGGUAUUUGUGACAUUGCAAAUGCUUACAUGUGCACAUACUGUAGUACUGUAUGACUUUUAGGAUUUAUUUUAUUUUAUUUUAUUAAUUUUUGAUUGCUUUACAAAACCAACUUAUCCAAGGAGUUCAAAUCUCUUCUAAGGUCAGUAUUGGUCACAAAGAACACCAUGAUGUGUAUGUAAGGUUAAUUCAGCUCACUGUAAAAUGUCUUCAUUAUUCCUUUUCUCUUAUUUAUUUAAUUAUUUUACUAUGCAAACUAUUCCUUUUGUGGAGCCAAAGUGGUUUGUGAGAAACAGGUCUACUGUUUGUAUGUAUACAUUUUAUUGGAACUUUUCCUGUGUUUGAAGACACAGUCCUGGUGUUUCCUGUAGUGGGGAAGUGUACACAUUUUUUUUGUAGCUCUACCUCUUGUAAUCUUGACUUUUAGGUGCCAGCCAUUCAAAGUCUGAGGACAAACAUUUAUUUAUGCAACCAUGUAUGCAUUUUAAAUUCAUAUGAUCUGGGUUUUUCUUGAUUUUUUUAAACAUUGGCUCAGUACUGGAUAUUUCUUUUUUAAGAUUCUCUCUAAGAUUUCAAGCAUGUAAUAAACUAAGAGAUUAUUUGUAUAAAACAACACUAUGUGACCCUGGCGUAUCAUAUGUUGUUGAAACAUCAAACAUCAACAACUGAUUUGUUUUUGUCUACGUACUUUGGAGUUGUUAAUUACUUUCAUUUUAUUAUUGUCUGUGGGGAUUUUUAAUGUAUUAUUUUUUAAGAAGUGAUUUAGAUACAGUAUUGUCUUUUUUACUUGCAUAACUAAUUGAUUAUUGACUGUGAGGUUGUAAAGCACAGAGGAGGUUGUUGGUAUGUUAUUUGCUGCAAGUACAAAUGUGGUGUAGGUAAAAGAAAUGUAAUCCUCAGCAAAGGGUGACAAUCACUGAUCAGCAUACAUUACCUGCCAUGUAGCACUUCAGUCCAGCUGAUUCAGUAACAUUGGGCAAGUCUCUACAAUCUUAAUAUUAUACCCUGUGAUUUACACAAGGUGAUGUCAACCAUAGAUUUAAAUUAGGCAUGUCAUACAAAUGUGACUAGAUUUGUUUAAGGUCUUGUGAGCAAUAUUCACAAGAUUAGGAUUGAUUUGAAGGAUCAUGUUCCAGAGCUCUGUUCAAUAUUAUUCUACAAUAUUCAGCACAGUAAUCCUUACAUAGGUCAUCUGUCAGCAGCUGUAUUUGUGUGUAUUUUCUCUGCCUACUGUAUUAUACCAUAUCACCACUUUGUGACAAUGAAGGUAUUGUAAUUCAAAUUAAUUAAUCAAAACACCCAUUGCUGGUUUAAAGAAUCAAGUGCAGUAAUCUAUAACGUGAUGCGUUGUGCACAGGAAGUAAUCAAACCAGAUGAAUACAAUAAUCAAGAUGUGACAGUUUUGUAGCAUCUUUGAAGGACUACACACCUCUGAUCAAAAGUUUUUUAUUGACAUUCAUAUAUUAACUUGAGAUGUAUGUCAUAAAUAAAAUGACUGAUAAAAUGAAA
Messenger RNA from Alosa sapidissima (American shad), 5677 nucleotides. RefSeq names its product solute carrier family 4 member 4b (gene slc4a4b). Gene Ontology annotation, cellular component: basolateral plasma membrane; plasma membrane. Lineage: Eukaryota; Metazoa; Chordata; Actinopteri; Clupeiformes; Clupeidae. Gene Ontology annotation, molecular function: monoatomic anion transmembrane transporter activity; solute:inorganic anion antiporter activity; sodium:bicarbonate symporter activity. The coding region runs from base 458 to 3778 and encodes 1106 amino acids. Gene Ontology annotation, biological process: regulation of intracellular pH; transmembrane transport; monoatomic anion transport. The transcript is spliced from 27 exons. The record is from RefSeq and is a predicted model, not a curated record.